AUGGAGAGCUGUUGCGAGAUGGUGCCAUUCCCUUUGCUAAUGACACCAAUCGAAUCCAAUUACAGGGCAUGCACCAUCCCUUACAGAUUCCCAUCGGACAAUCCCAAGAAACCAACAACCACCGAGCUCUCUUGGAUUGAUCUCUUCCUCAAUUCCAUCCCCUCUUUCCGUCGUUGA
Molecule: messenger RNA, 177 nt
Organism: Ilex paraguariensis (yerba mate)
Lineage: Eukaryota; Viridiplantae; Streptophyta; Magnoliopsida; Aquifoliales; Aquifoliaceae
Source: the annotation of a GenBank genome assembly